UCCCUCAUCCUACCCGCCAUCUCUAUGAGCAAAUACAGAUGGCAUCUAAGAGAAACGGAUGAUUGUACGCUUAUCUUACGGAAAUAUUUAGCUUUUUGACAAAAGCUUGUGUGUCUGUUUUCGCCUAAUUAUACAGUCAACAAAGGAGGACAUAUGAUAUACUCCUAUCAAAGAGAAUGAGACUCCAGUGACAUUAUGUUGUGACUUCUCAGUUUUAGCUGUAUGGUCUGUCUGUUACUAGAGGAGUGCUUAUUUUAAGUUAUUUCAAUGGAUGUCGAAAGCCCCAUUAACUUGCACAAGAAAAGGAGGAAAUUCACCGAUCUCAAGAACCUCUCUAUUCCCUUUAUAUCAGGUAGAACUUUAUUCCCUUUAUAUCAGGUAGAGUUCUAUUCCCUGUAUAUCAGGUGUCUGUUGUACAACUAGACAAAUAGAUUUGUUCAUCAUUUUUACAAUCACUGAUCUUUCCAUUGAAUAUGAUAACAAACAAACAAAUAUUGGGAAUCUAAGAGAGUGACCUCAGUCUACUUAUCAGAACAUUCGGUCAUUUAUUUGACUACUUUAGAAACACUACAGUAGUUGUAAUUAAUCGUAAAUAAAGUAAAAACAAACCUCUUCCAUUUUUUCUUCCAGGCUUUGUGGUUUGUCUUGGUAGGAACUUGGAAACUCUACAUGAGAAAUUUGCUGAUUAUCAGGUGGAUCUGGCAGGUGUCUUCUCUCGAGUAUUUCAGUACCGUGACUGUCAACUACUACUAUAUAUAUGCCAUGAAGAUUGUACCUGAGUAUUCACAACAGGCAAGUCGUUAGCAAUGAAGCUAAGCCCUUUUUUCGCCUUGAUUUUACUGGUGCAGAGCACCACUAUUCUUUCUGUUGCUGCAGACUAUUCCGCAGAAAUAUCUCAGUAUGGCGGCAACACUCCUCCGCCUGUUACCAGCCAACCACCACCUUCUCAAGGCUAUCAACCGCCUAGUGCUCCAACUACACCACCUCCGAGUCAUGGACAUGUACCAUCGCCAGGGCAUGCUCCACCUCGCCACGCCCACCCACCACCUUCUCAUGGUCAUGUACCACCAUCUGUUGGUAGUCCUCCACCGCAUAGAGGACAUUUACCACCCCCGUCUCCUGUGAGCUCUCCACCACCAUCUUAUGGUGCUCCUUCACCCUCUCAUGGUGGUGGUCAUCCGCCAUCUCAGGGGCAAAGCCCGCCUUCACCUUCUCAUGGACAUGCACCACCUACUAGAGGGCACGCGCCACGUGGAAGAGAUCAUCCACCAAGCCAUCAUCAUCCUUCACCUCCGAGUCAUCAUGGACAUCCUCCACCACCAACUCAAUCGCCUCCUCCACCUACAUAUGCACAACCACCACCAACACCAAUUUUCUCACCUCCUCCUCCUCCUCAAGUGCAACCUCCACCACCAACCUAUUCACCUCCUCCACCUACAUACUCACAACCAUCACCAUCGCCACCGCCAAACUCGCCGCCUUCACAUGGACAUCAACCACACCCACCCACCCAUCGACAUGCACCACCUACUCAUCAACGUUCACCCCCAACACAUAGACAUCCACCACCGACUUCCUCACCUCCUCCACCAACACACUCACAACCAUCACCAUCGCCAUCGCCACCUUCACGUGGACAUCAACCAAAACCACCCACCCAUCGACAUGCGCCACCUACUCAUCAUCGUUCACCACCAACACAUGGCCAUCCACCACCUUCUCCUAUUAGGCAGCCACAACCACCAACUUACUCACCUCCUACACCUCCACCUGCACAAUCACCACCACCUCCACCAACAUACUCCCCGCCUCCACCUACAUACUCGCCCCCGCCACCUCCACCAACAUACUCACCUCCUCCGCCUACACAAGCACCACCGCCUCCACCAACUUACUCCCCUCCUCCACCUUCACAAUCACCACCUCCACCAACAUACUCUCCUCCUCCGCCUGCACAAUCACCACCACCUCCACCAACAUAUUCCCCUCCUCCCCCUACACAGUCACCACCACCACCAACGUCCCCUCCUCCCCCUGCACAGUCGCCACCACCACCACCAACGUCCCCUCCUCCCCCAGCACAGUCGCCACCAACCCCUCCUCCACCUACAUACUCGCCUCCUCCAUCAAGUCCUACUUAUGGCCAGCCACCACCACCAACUACAUAUUCACCCCCUUCUCCCCCUCCAUAUGGGCUUCAACUAAGCACUCCAUAAACUACACCAUCCAGCCCACAAACAAAUCUGCCACCUUCUACGUACCAUGGCCUAUCGGCGCCACGUAUCUCAAAUACACCAUAGAGUUGCAUUUAGUUGCUAGUUGUUCUUUAGAUUAAUAUAACAAUGGUCUGGUGUGUUUCUUAAUGUUCUCUUACCAGAAUUGAGCAGUUAUAAAGUUCACUAGUUUCUUUGUUGUUUUACUGUAAGAGAACAGCUCUGCUUUCAAUAUCCUGUAAUAAAAGUGCUGUUGAAGCUUUGAUUAAG
Molecule: messenger RNA, 2483 nt
Organism: Lycium ferocissimum
Lineage: Eukaryota; Viridiplantae; Streptophyta; Magnoliopsida; Solanales; Solanaceae
Product: extensin-like
Source: RefSeq, a predicted model, not a curated record